AUGAGUGCCAGUGCGAACAAGGGGGUGAUCUCUCCUUGGGGGUUACUCGCUGGUGGCCCGGCGACUGGGAGCAGGGCAGGCCACACUGCUGCUGGGAUGGUGAUGCUGGUCGGCCGCGGGACUAGGGGAACACGGAAGGAAAAAAAGAUAAAUCAAAAUGAGAUGGUCGUCCGUGGCUCCAAGAAAUCAUCAUCAUGGGGACCUAGAAUUAUCAGGUACGACUAUGGUUGUUGGUCUGAGCAGUUUUAUAGUUUGGCUAUGAGCAAGUCAGGGCGAGGAACGUGUUUAGACGAGCAGUGGAGGUUGCUUCUAAAACCGUAUUGUCAAGCUGGCGGCGCGCCGUCAGGCAAAAUGUGGUAA
This is a messenger RNA of Glarea lozoyensis ATCC 20868, 360 nucleotides long. RefSeq lists its product as uncharacterized. The transcript has a single exon. Lineage: Eukaryota; Fungi; Ascomycota; Leotiomycetes; Helotiales; Helotiaceae. The coding region runs from base 1 to 360 and encodes 119 amino acids. The record is from RefSeq and is a predicted model, not a curated record.